UGGAAAGAAACAGCAGCAUUGUACUUCUCCUCUCUCUCUCUCUCUCUCUUAUUUCGCCUACCGCUCCAACCCCCACCACUACAAUAAAACAACCUUAGGGUUUUCUAGUUCUAACUCGGAUUCCUUCUUCCUUCCUCAUUCCUCAGAUUUGAUGACUAGAAUUCGUUCUUCAAUGUGUAAACUCCUCCCAGCUCGUUUCAGGGUUUGGAUGUCACAAUUUGGAGCCAGUGAAAGAAGUGGACAGAUAGUCUAAAUUACUGUCUAAAUUGCAUGCGCUGUGCUUUUAGAUAUCUGAAUUUAUUAUGUCUGAAAUACUUCUUGAGAGACGGAUGAAAAUCAACUUGCAGGACUAAAUUACGCCUUAUUGUUGGUCACUUCAUUGAAGUAGCUUUAGCAGAGUAGCACAGUAAUGGGUUCAUUUUCUGGAACUUGUGAAAUUGUUGAAGCAGGGGAUGAGGUGAAUAUGGGUCAGCAUUCUAGGGGAACUUAUGACAAAGAUCGGAAGCUUCCUAUGCUAAAACUCGGAUAUAAGGAUUCUCUGGAAGAUGAUAUUAAUCAUCUUUUUGAGGCAAUUACUCUUAAAGCUUCGACCAAGGGAUUAGGUAUUUCACAGCAAGCAGGAACAAGCCCUUUAAGGAAAAGUGCCUUAAAAAGGCCAAUCACAGUUGGUGCGCCCCAUUCACCAGGAAUUGGGAAUUCAGAACCUGUGACUCUAAAGCAGGCAUUAAGGGAGCUAUGCCUUUCUAAGGCAUCAGAAAUGGCUGCAAUGAAACGGUUAUCAAAGUCGACUAGUUCUCCAGGAGUCUCAGAAGCCGGACGGAUAAAAACAUUGUACCAUGCAGUUGUGGUUGAAGCUAGUGGAUCUGGCCCGUCCUUAGAUAAAGAGGAAGGGAGUGUGGUUGAAAUAUCACUUGUGCCAGAAGAAAGCAAAUUCAAUUCUUCUGGGAAGAUGCCCGAGCAGGAAAAAAUGCCCAAUAUGAAGUCAUCAAGCCAAAGUGCUCAUUCUUCUUCUCAAUAUGCUGUUACAACAUUAGAUAAUAAUACGGGGAACAUACCAUUACAAGAUGAGACUGUUUCUUCACCAAGGAAAGUUGGGGCUCACACGCCAAAGGUAGAGCUUUUACAGAAAGAGAAGCAUACAUCUGCACCUUCUCCAUCUUCUUCUAGUACCGUUCGCAACAUAUUAGAGAUGGUUGAAAACGAUCCUGCCUCAACCAAGUUAGCAAAUAAAGCAUUGGUACCAAAACCCAUGCGGAAAGGCAGGUCGCAGCCUGUAUCUUCUUCUAGCUCAAUCGUUGGCAAUAGGGUGGGCAAGAUAUCCAGGAAUACUCUCCGCUCAGUUAAACCGGUGGUUAGGAACAAGAGUUCUGUUAAGAAGAAACUAAAGCAGAACUCAAGUUCUUCUGCAUGCAGUUCUAGUGCAUAUAACAAAGUUAAUAAUGACUUGGAUCCUCGUACAACUCAAGUGGUUUGUGAGAGAUGCCAAUGCACUUUGAAGAAUGCAAGCAAACAAGUUUCUGUUACAUCCUACUCGAUCGGUCCAAAUGAUGAGGUAAGCCCAAGUAAUGAGCACUCUGGAGCGAGCAAGCCAGGCAUCACUUCAAACAGCAGUAAUAAAAGCAAAGCCAGUAUGAAAUUGAAAAAGAACACAAAAUCAAAGGAGAAGGGGGAGUUUUCCCAAAGUUCAAAAAGUAGCCAAGGUGAGUAUAGUAGUAGUACGAGUAUCAGUGAUGAGAGCAAUGUGAGUGGGUCUAGUUGUGGCAAUAGACCUCACAUGUCAAAGGAUGUGAGAUGGGAAGCCAUCCGUCAUGUACAAAUGCAGAAUGGAGUCAUGGGGUUGAGACACUUCAAUCUUCUAAAGAAGCUCGGCUGCGGUGACAUUGGAACUGUAUAUCUUGCUGAGCUGAUUAGUACGAAUUGUCUAUUUGCUAUAAAGGUCAUGGACAAUGAGUUUUUGGCUAGAAGGAAGAAGAUGCCUAGGGCUCAAACAGAAAGAGAAAUAUUGAGGAUGCUGGAUCAUCCUUUUCUCCCAACUCUAUAUGCCCAAUUCACAUCAGAUAAUCUAUCAUGCUUAGUUAUGGAGUAUUGUCCAGGUGGAGAUCUUCACGUCCUUCGGCAGAAGCAGCUUGGCAGGAGUUUUCCUGAACCAGCAGCGAGGUUUUAUGUUGCUGAAGUCCUCCUUGCUUUGGAGUACUUGCACAUGCUUGGAGUUGUGUAUCGGGAUUUGAAACCAGAGAACAUUCUUGUCAGGGAAGAUGGUCACAUUAUGCUCACGGACUUUGACCUUUCACUCAGAUGUACUGUGAGUCCAACUCUUCUGAAGUCAUCUUCGUUCAAUGCGGAUCCUGUUAAGACGUCUGGUCCAUGUACAGAUUCUAGCUGUGCUCAGCCUUUCUGCAUUGAACCAUCCUGUCAAGUCCCAUGUUUCAGCCCUAGGUUUUUACCUGCUGCUGCAAGAGCAAGGAAGUUAAAAGUUGAUGUUGCAUCCCAGGUGCGAUCAUUGCCACAGCUUGUGGCUGAGCCCACCGAUGCACGAUCCAAUUCCUUUGUUGGCACCCAUGAAUACUUGGCUCCAGAGAUCAUCAAAGGAGAGGGUCAUGGAGCUGCAGUUGAUUGGUGGACAUUUGGUAUCUUUCUUUAUGAGCUUCUUUAUGGUAGAACACCCUUCAAAGGUUGUAACAAUGAAGAGACCUUAGCCAAUGUAGUGUUGCAGAGUCUCAAAUUCCCUGACAGCCCACUUGUCAGCUGCCAGGCAAGAGAUCUCAUAAGAGGGCUGUUGGUAAAGGAGCCAGAGAAUCGGUUCGGAUCUGAGAAAGGGGCUGCUGAGAUUAAGCAGCACCCAUUCUUUGAAGGCCUGAAUUGGGCAUUGAUACGUUGCACCAUUCCACCAGAGCUACCUGAGUUUUGUGACUUUGGAUUUCCAAGCACGGGUUCCCAGGAAACAAAGAGCAAGUUUUUGGAGUGUAAAACUACAGGAGAGCACCUGGAGUUUGAAUUGUUUUAGAGAAAAUCACUUCUUUGUGAAGAGAAGCUCUCUGGUUAGGUUAGUCCUUGAUUCAGACCUCUCCUCCCCUGUUGUAACUAAUAUGUAGCUUAAAAUGUAAAUUUAGUUGAGAACACUUCGGUAAAAGCUUGUCAUCAAUGGUAUAGAAAGUUGUAGCUAACUGAGGAUUUGAUACAUGGCUUCAUGUGAUUCAUGACAUGGCCUGAGCUGCAUUGACAAUUACUCCUUUGAAGACCUAAUAUGGUGCAAUCUCAACACCCGAGGCCCUGUCCACUUUCAACUUUCAUUAAUUGACUCAUUGAGAUAAUUGAUCGUUCUGUUUUUAUGAUUGAA
Corylus avellana is the source of this 3337-nucleotide messenger RNA. RefSeq names its product Protein kinase superfamily protein. The record is from RefSeq and is a predicted model, not a curated record. Gene Ontology annotation, molecular function: protein kinase activity; ATP binding. Lineage: Eukaryota; Viridiplantae; Streptophyta; Magnoliopsida; Fagales; Betulaceae. Gene Ontology annotation, biological process: protein phosphorylation.